GCGUCUUCUCCCCAGCUACACUCGACCAAACCCUAAACAGCCAGAUUAUAUAUUGUGAAGAAGCAAGAGGUGGAAGAUGGUGAUGAAGGUGUAUGGCCCAGUGAGGGCUGCAUGCCCACAGAGGGUGUUGGCUUGCCUUGUAGAGAAGGGCGUGGAGUUUGAGGUUGUCCAUGUCGACCUCGACUCUGGCGAGCAAAAACGGCCUGAUUUCCUCCUUCGACAGCCUUUUGGGCAAGUUCCAGUGGUAGAAGAUGGCGAUUUCAGGCUUUUUGAGUCGAGGGCGAUUGUAAGGUACAUCGCGGCAAAGUACGCGGAGCAAGGGCCUGACCUCUUGGGAAAAAGCUUGGAGGAGAAAGCGGUAGUUGAUCAAUGGCUGGAAGUGGAAGCUCACAACUUCAACGAGUUGGUGUACACACUGGUCAUGCAGCUAGUGAUCCUACCUCGAAUGGGUGAGCGGGGGGACUUGGCUUUAGCCCACACUUGUGAGCAGAAGCUGGAAAAGGUGUUUGAUGUGUAUGAGCAGAGGCUGUCGAAGAGCCGGUACCUUGCAGGAGAUUCAUUCACUCUCGCUGAUCUGAGUCAUCUUCCGGCCAUCAGAUACUUGGUGAAGGAAGCUGGAAUGGCGCACUUGGUUACUGAGAGGAAGAGUGUGAGCGCAUGGUGGGAGGACAUUUCCAACAGGGCUGCUUGGAAAAAAGUCAUGGAGCUCGCUUCUUGAUAUAUGUUGUUAAUUUCCCUACGUGGCCAUGUAUGCACCUUUCCAAUUAUCUUCUGCUGUACUUGUUGGUUUGUUGGCUUGUUGGUAUGUUAUUAAACCUUAUUAAGGAAAAAUCAUCUACCCUUGAUAAUAUUUUCCAUGACAAAAAGUUGUUUACAAUGCCAUCAUAAA
Messenger RNA from Vitis riparia (riverbank grape), 889 nucleotides. RefSeq names its product glutathione S-transferase F12. Gene Ontology annotation, molecular function: glutathione transferase activity; glutathione binding. NCBI's taxonomy places the organism in Eukaryota, Viridiplantae, Streptophyta, Magnoliopsida, Vitales, Vitaceae. The transcript is spliced from 3 exons. Gene Ontology annotation, cellular component: cytoplasm. The coding region runs from base 77 to 718 and encodes 213 amino acids. The record is from RefSeq and is a predicted model, not a curated record.